AGUCUUCUUGGUAAGAUAACACAGCGCACAUCCUGUCAUCGCUAAACUCUGGCACCUAUACCGUCUACUUUACCAUGGAGUAUCUACCAAUCGCUUUGUCCAUAGUGACAGUAGUACUCGUCGUUAUUUACUACUUUACCACGAGAAAUCAUAAUUUAUUCAAGAAGCAUGGAAUUCUGCAUAUUCCACCGACGCCACUGUUUGGAAAUAUGGGUCCCUUGCUUAGACGACAGUGCACCAUGCACGAUUUAAUUCUCAAAAUUUAUCAAUUACAUCCUGAAGCGAAAUAUGUUGGCUUUUACGAAUUUCUGACGCCUGUUCUAAUGCUCCGCGAUCCGGAACUGAUUAAAGCUGUCACCAUCAAGAACAUUGAACACUUUCCAGACCAUCGACCGUUCGCGUACAAGGAAGUGGACCCUUUGCUAGGGGGAAUGUUAUUUUGUCUGACAGGUGACCAGUGGAAGGAGCAUAGAAAUAUGUUGUCUCCCAUGUUUACUUCUAGCAAGAUAAAAGGUAUGUACAAACUGAUGUCCGAUUGCGCGGUCAAGUUCGUGGACCAUUUAACGAAAGUGCCGGAGAACGAGCGCGAAAUGGAGAUGAAGAGCCUUCUAAGUAAAUAUACAAACGACGUGAUCGCUACCUGCGUGUACGGUGUCUCCGUGGAUACGAUAAAGGAACCGAAUAACGUGUUUUACGUGUACGGUAAAAUAGGUACAACCUUAGUAACUUUCAAAAAAUCUCUAACAAUGUUGAUGCACAAAAACGCCCCAUGGUUGGCGAAACUCUUGCAAUUUAAAUACGUGGAAAGCUACGUCGAGAAAUUUUUCUCCAAUAUCGUGACAGACACGGUUGAAGCUAGAGAAAAGAGUGGCGCUUAUAGAUCGGACGUCAUACAGCUAUUGCUAGAGACUAACAAGAAGAAGGAACCAGGAAAAGGUAUGAGCGUGGAAAGUAUGGCCUCUCACGCUUUCAGCUUCUUCUUCGGCGGAUUUGAGGCCGUUUCCACGCAGAUCAGCUUAGCGACGCACCUGUUGGCCGAGAAUCCAAAUGUUCAAAAAAGAUUACAACAAGAAAUCGACGAAGCAUUGGAAAACAACAACGGGCAAUUAACCUACGCUAUUCUAACCGAGAUGAAGUAUCUAGAUGCCGUGAUGAAUGAAUCAUUGCGACUGCAUCCGGUAGCUAUAUUCCUUGACAGGCUAUGUGCUAAAGAUUUCGAACUGCCACCUGCGUUACCCGGUGACAAACCUUUCACGAUCAAGAAAGGAAUGAACGUUUGGAUUCCUGUGAAAGCGAUUCAUCACGAUCCACAAUACUACGAAAAUUCCUUGAAAUUCGAUCCAAACAGAUUUUUUAAAAGUGGUAAGAUUAUAAACUCGGACACGUAUAUGCCAUUUGGCUUUGGGCCCAGAAUGUGCAUCGGAAACCGGUUUGCACUCACAAAGAUGAAGGUAUUGCUAUGUCACCUUCUUGCCAAGUGCAAUGUCAAGAUCGGACCGAAAACGACAACUCCGUUAGAAUUCGAGAAAGGUGUGAUAAACGCAAGUCCGAAAAAUGGAUUCUGGUUGAUCAUUGAGCCAAGGAAAAGUUCUUAUCGCUUUGCCCAGAUCAACGGAGAUGCCAAUUGAAUUUGUACGAAUGGAAUAUGAAGUAAAAUAGCCUUUAAUUUCCUUGUGUAGAAAAGUUUAAACCUUUAAAAUGAUACGUCUAUCAUACGUUCGCAUCAUUAAACGAUUAGUAUCAUGUAAUGUACAGCUUGUGAAAUAUAGAAACGCAAGAACGCAUUAAAUUACUCUUGUUACACGUAA
Bombus pyrosoma is the source of this 1808-nucleotide messenger RNA. RefSeq names its product cytochrome P450 9e2-like. The transcript has a single exon. The coding region runs from base 75 to 1628 and encodes 517 amino acids. The record is from RefSeq and is a predicted model, not a curated record. Lineage: Eukaryota; Metazoa; Arthropoda; Insecta; Hymenoptera; Apidae. Gene Ontology annotation, molecular function: monooxygenase activity; oxidoreductase activity, acting on paired donors, with incorporation or reduction of molecular oxygen; heme binding.